This is a messenger RNA of Telopea speciosissima, 1450 nucleotides long. Its product is annotated as ankyrin repeat-containing protein At2g01680-like. The record is from RefSeq and is a predicted model, not a curated record. NCBI's taxonomy places the organism in Eukaryota, Viridiplantae, Streptophyta, Magnoliopsida, Proteales, Proteaceae. Gene Ontology annotation, molecular function: protein binding. The transcript is spliced from 5 exons. The coding region runs from base 92 to 1450 and encodes 452 amino acids.
AUAAAAAAGACUUUAUGAAGCUUCGGUGAGUGGAAAUCUCUCAUCUCUGAUUGAACUCAUUGAAGAAGACGAGCUCAUUCUCGAUAGAGUUAUGAUGAUCACUUCCUUUAAUGAGACUCCACUUCACAUAGCAGCGAUUCUUGGUCAUGUUGACUUUGCAAGAGAGAUUUUGAGACGCAAACCAGAACUUGCAACUGAAUUAGACUCGGAAAGGUACUCACCUCUUCACUUGGCUUCCGCAGAAGGGAAUCUUGAAAUGGUGAAAGAGCUGUUGAAGAUCAACUCAAAUGUUUGUUGUGUUGCUGAUUUUGAUGGGAGAACCCCUCUUCAUCUGGCAGCGAUCAAAGGCCGGAUAGAUGUCGUGAAAGAGUUGAUUCAGGCACGACCUGAGGUCAUUCAUGUCAGAGCUGAUAGAGGAGAAACCAUUCUACACUUGUGUGUGAAAUACAACCGUCUGGAGGCACUUAAACUAUUAUUGCUGGAAUCAGCAAGAAGUGACCAAGAGCAGCUACUCAAUUCUAAAGAUGAUGAUGGCAACACUGCUUUGCAUCUCGCUGCAGCUAAGAAACAGACAAAGGGCAUCAAGUUGUUGUUGGAUAAAAAUGGAAUAGAGGUAAAUGUAUUGAAUGGAAGUGGUGUUACAGCUUUGGAUAUCUUAGCACAAUCAUCAACACGAGACAUGAAAGACAUGGAUAUUGGAGAGUCUCUAAGGGCUGCCGGAGCAUUAAGAGCCAAAGAUAUAAUUAUAUUGUCUUCAACAAUGCCAGUAAAUAAUAAUUACAGUACUGGUGCGCCCAUAACAGGAAGUGGUAAUGCAUUAUUCAUCUCCUCCUCCCGGACCAAUAGUAGUAGUGAGAUGCAAUCUCCCGAUGAGAAAUAUAAGUGGUUAAAGAAGAUGAAAAAUUCAUUAAUGGUGGUGUCAACGGUUAUUGCUACCAUGUCUUUCCAAGCAGUACUGAGUCCUCCAGGUGGUAUUUGGCAAGAUGACCCUCUUAGCGUCGGCAGGACUGACUCGGAAAGUUACUCACCUCUUCACUUGGCUUCCGCAGAUGGGAAUCUUGAAAUGGUGAAAGAGCUGUUGAAGAUCAACUCAAACGUUUGUUGUAUUACUGACAGUGAUGGGAGAACCCCUCUUCAUCUUGCAGCGAUCAAAGGCCGGAUAGAUGUCAUGAAAGAGUUGAUUCAGGCACGACCUGAGGUCAUUCAUGUCAGAGCUGAUAGUGGAGAAACCAUUCUACACUUGUGUGUGAAAUACAACCGUUUGGAAUCACUGAAACUAUUAUUGUUGGAAUCAGCUACAAGUGACCAAGAGCAGCUACUCAAUUCUAAAGAUGAUGAUGACAACACUCCUUUGCAUCUCGCUGCAGCUAAGAAACAGACAAAGAAAAAUGGAAUCUACCGUUUGGAUGAACCAGUUUGUUUUUAUGUGCCAGUGAAACAGACCGGGUAA